AUGAAAUUAUUACAUUGCUUGACAUUUGUCAUUCUUGUGGUGACAUUGGUGUGUUCAUCUCAUCAACGUGAAAUUAUUUCACUCUCAUGCAAUGGUUACAUGCGUCUUUUGAAAGGAUCUCUUCUAGAAUCCAACAUUAACAUUGGUUUGGCCUAUUCUGCUACUAAUUAUGCCAUCGAACAAGCAAGAUUAAGAGUUAAUCAAUGUCGUUGUCCAUCAAUUACUGAACGAAACUUCCAAAGACAAUAUGUUCCAGGUGUCGAAGGAUUUUUAUGGAAUUCCAUGAAGGGAAGAGCUGCUCUUGAUACUUCAUGUCCUGCACAAUCUGAUGCUCCUAAUAAUUGGAUGCAAAUGUCCAAUUCUAAAUAUUUCGCACAAAUUUCAAGUUGUAAUUUGAAUGAUGUUUCGAAUGGUUCUCCAUGUUUAUUCUCACUUGCUCUUGGAAGUACUCAAAUUCAAGUUGCUUUGGCUUCUUGUCCAUCUGAAACAAGUGGAAAUCGUGCAACUUUUUCAAUUCCACAACGUUUACCAUAUAUUGCAAUUCAUUGUAAAGGUGAUGAUUGUGAUAAGAUUGGUUAUCCUUGUCAACAAGAUUCUGAUUGUGGUGGAAAUAGUUUAACUUGUUGGGAUGUUCCAAAUAAUGCUGGAUAUGGCUCAAAUUUCCAAUUUGGUUUUGGUUUCUUUUUUGCUGGAAUUUAUAAUCAAUUCCAAACUUGUAAAUCUCCAGAACAAUUAAUUGAUUCAUUGAUGAAGACAAUGUUGGCCAAUCAUUGGAGUCAAACUUCAACAAAGACCUAUACUUCAAUCAAGAUGUGUGGUCCAAAGUUGGCACCAAUUUUGAGUCCUGGAGCUAAUGUACAAGCUACUUGUACUGCAAAGGUAGUUUCCAGAACUUUAUCCGAAUCUCAAGAGACUCAACAAACUGCUGUAGUUCCAAUGAGUGCUGAUGUUGCUGCUCCUACUUCUGUUGUUACUGAAAUUGCCAUUCCACAAGCAAAGAGAACUGUUUCAUCAGUCCAAGAUUCUGUUUAUUAUUGUGGUGGUGUUGAUUCCACAUCUGCCUCUGUUUGUAGUGGAAAUGGUUAUUGUUCCCUCGUUGCUGGUAACAUUGGUGUCUGUAAAUGUAAUUAUGGUUAUGCUGGUUCUUUGUGUUCUCAAGCAAUUAUGUGUGGUUCUUACAAUUCUACUAAUCCAUCAGUUUGUAAUGGACGUGGUUCUUGUCACACUAUUGCUUAUAAUCCAUUGAGUUAUUGUUCAUGUACUAAAGGAUAUACUGGAGCUCAAUGUGAAUAUUCAGUCAGUUGUCCUAGUUGUCAAAAUGGUGGUGUAUGUGUCGCAUCCUCAGGUGUUGUUGGUAAAUGUCAAUGUACUGGAACCAAAUUUACUGGUGAGCUCUGUGAAAAACCUGUCACUUGUAAUGGUAUUGCUGCUACUAGCCCAGAUGUCUGUUCUGGACAUGGUUCUUGUGUUUUUGCCACUCCAAACUUUGAAGAUGCUGCUACCACCUCCACUGAAGGUGUCUGUAUGUGUUAUUAUGAUUAUAUUGGUCCAAGUUGUAAUACCACAACAUAUAAUCGUACAUGUACCAUUUCCUUGUCAAGUGUCUCUUCAUGGGAUGGUAUUUUAGCUGAUGGUUCAAAUAUUGUUGCUUCUGAAAAGAGAACUGCCUCAAUCUCAGUUCCUGUUGAUCCAUUGUUCCCAUCUUAUGAUACAAACAAGUAUACUCUCAUGUUGAAAUAUGAUUGUAAUGGAGUUUUGCAAUUUGGUCCAAAUUUGAUGACAAUUUACUCACCAAAUAUUAAUUACGGAUCUACCACAAUCGAAACGAAACUUGAAUUGAGAAGAGUUUUGGUUCAACCUUACAAUGCUAAAGCUUGGUUGGCUUUACUUUCUUCCAAUUCUAAUACUUUCUCUGCUGGUUCUUGGACUAUUUCACCAAUGCAAAGAAUUAUUUCACUCCUUUCAUUGAGUACUUUGAACGUUCAAAUGCCAUCCACUUGUACCUAUUCAGAUUACGAAACCAAAGGUUGUAGAUUCACCUAUACUAAUCUCUUCUCAUUAUUGGACAGUCAAAUUAAAAUCCACGUCCACACCUCUCGUUGUACAAACAAUCCAGAAGGCAUUCCAAACUUCUACCUCUUCUGUGAAGGUAAUCUCUGUAAGCAAUUAUUGAAUGCUCAAACAUGUUCAUCAGAUGCUGAUUGUGGAGAUAACAUUAAGUGUACUAAUCCAUUGAGUGAUAAUAAUCUCAACGCCAACUUGUUGGAUAUUCUCUUCUUGGGUAAUAGUAAUGCUGGAUGUGUCAAUAAUAAUAAUGAAACAUUCUAUAGACAAAUUGGAGAUGCUAUGGAUUAUUCUAUGGGAAGAACCAAAAAGUCCACAAAUGAUUUCAAGAUUUGUUUCCCAAAUGAUAUUAGAGAUGGAAUUAGUACAGAAAGAGUGAGAUCAAAAUCAUACGUUGUUGGAUCAUCAGUUGAAUAUUCAGUCCAACGAGAAUUGCCACUUGCUGAAAUUUCAAAUUUAAAGAAUUUGGGUUUCUUUGGAACAAAGUAUAAUCCCUCAAUCAACUCAGUAUCCAAAUAG
Messenger RNA from Naegleria gruberi, 2583 nucleotides. RefSeq names its product basal body protein NBP-1-like protein. Gene Ontology annotation, biological process: anatomical structure development. Lineage: Eukaryota; Heterolobosea; Eutetramitea; Acrasida; Naegleriidae. The coding region runs from base 1 to 2583 and encodes 860 amino acids. The transcript has 4 exons. The record is from RefSeq and is a predicted model, not a curated record. Gene Ontology annotation, molecular function: signaling receptor binding. Gene Ontology annotation, cellular component: extracellular region; cell surface.